Encephalitozoon cuniculi GB-M1 is the source of this 834-nucleotide messenger RNA. RefSeq lists its product as uncharacterized. The transcript has a single exon. The record is from RefSeq and is marked provisional. Bases 1 to 834 code for a protein of 277 amino acids. NCBI's taxonomy places the organism in Eukaryota, Fungi, Microsporidia, Unikaryonidae.
AUGCUAUCCAGAAAGGUCCGGCUGCCAAACAAGCCUCUGGUGAUUAUGUCUCUGCAGGAUUCUGUCUACAUCGGGGAUGCUCACGGAAAUGUGUAUGAAAUGAAGCCUCCAUACACCAUCCCGACUGUUAUAUUCCGGUCUUCUGGACCUGUGUCUGCACUGGGUGCUGGAAAACAUCUGUACUAUGGCAACUGGGAUGGGGAUGUAGGGAUUAUUAACGGGAAGAAGAUCAACCUGGGGAAUCACAUGGUGAAGUGCAUGCAAGUUCAUGGGGGGCUGGUGUAUGUUUCUGUAGGACUGGUGGUGUACGGCCUAAGCGCUGACCUGAGGAUAGAAUGCUCCUAUGAGGUUAAAUACAAGGUCCUGUGCAUGAGCACUUUCGAAGGAUCCGUCUACUGUGGAAUGGGUGUACCAUUUCUGUCGCGCAUCCAUAAUGGAUUUGAGACUAUCGGAAGGAGUAUGCACGACACCUCCAUUUUUUGUAUCUGCGGAGAGUACACCGGGUCUGCAGACGGAAGAGUUCUGAAACAAGACUACUCCCGGUUGGAUGGUGCUGAAGAGAUCUACAAGGGGAACGGCUGGAUUAGGUCGAUGGACAGCCAGCAUCUAUUUUCUGACGGAGGACAUGUGAUGGCAGACAUCGACGGACUAAAGGGAAACGGUGGGUCCGGGAUUAGGUCCAUAUACUCCCAUGAGGCGGAUGUGCUCGGGGUGAUCAGGGUGGGUAGCAGGAUUAUUUCCAUUGGGCUAGACUAUUGCUACUGCAUCUUUGAGAUGGAGCCAAGUCUCAGUGUGGAGGAGGAGAUGGAGCUGGCCAAGCUUAUGGAUGAAUAG